GGAAUUUUCACAAACAGUAAUUGCCCCAGCAAGGAUAAAUACGUCUUUCCCCCUGUCUCUCAGUCGCUCGCCUGGUCUCUCUUUCUCCCGGCCGACGCCUCCAGAGUCCACGACCUCCAGCUCUCUUCGCCAACCCAUUCGCAGAAUCGCAGAGCGAGCACAAAUCGAGACCAACUCUCUCUCAUCAUUCCCAUUCUCCGAUGCCCCGAUUCCCAACAUCCUCCACCAUCGAUCACUCCAAACGGAAAAGCCUAAGCUUCCUGGUGUGAGACCUGUCAUUUUGAAGGCGAGCAAAUCAAGAGCUGAUCUUCUCAUUGAGUCAUUGAAGCUGGUGAUAAAAUAUACUAAACAGAUAAAAGAUUUAAGUCCAGUCCAGCUCAGGGCUGUACCAAACAACUGACAAGACUCAAACCCAAGCCAGUCCAAGCCAGCCCAGUCCAAUACUCGAAGCUGAAUCCAUGCCAGUCUAGGCCAGCCCACCAAACAUGCCCUAAGGGCUAUCACCAAAUUACAAGGAUCGUAAAAUAUGACUCUCACGGCAACUCAUUGUGUCGCCUCAAUCCCAACAUACCCAAUCUGCAAGCAUCAACAUAAACCUCCUCGAUCUCUCUCCCGGCGGAUCUUAUCAAGAUCAAAUAGAGUCUCAAAUGUUAAAAUUCCGCAGUCGACCUCUUUAACCUUCGAGCCAAGAAACGAGUGUGAGUGCUUCAAUCUGUACGAGCAGCAGGUUCCAUAUGAACAGGCGUGGGCUUGGCAGAAGAGCAUAGUUAACGAGAAAAAAACUUUGAUUCAGAGGAAUGAGGAUUGCUCGGACUCGCUGUUUGUUCUUCAGCACCGUCCUGUGUAUACCUUGGGGACUGCUAGUUCAGAGCAGUUCCUUAAUUUUGACGUCAAGGACUCACCUUUUGACAUUUAUCGAACCGAACGUGGCGGCGAGGUUACAUAUCAUGGUCCUGGUCAGAUAGUUAUGUACCCCAUUAUGAAUCUCCGAAAUCACAAGAUGGAUCUUCAUUGGUACCUCAGGUCACUUGAGGAGGUGAUCAUCCGUGCGCUUUCAAAGACAUUUUGUAUCAAGGCAUCACGGCUUGAGGGCCUCACUGGUGUUUGGCAUGGAACCCAGAAACUGGCAGCCAUCGGAAUACGAGUAUUACAGUGGAUAACGUAUCAUGGCUUAGCGUUGAAUGUCACCACUGACUUAACCCCUUUUCAUUCGAUAGUGCCCUGCGGGUUACGAGACUAUCAGGUUGGAAGUGUUAGAGGCUUGCUGAAGGAAUUUCAGUCAUCCACUGACUGCGAAAGAGCACGUCUACCUGAUCCUGAUGAUGGCCAGCUACUUGAUAUUACUUGUAAAUCUUUGAUCAAAGAGUUUUCAGAAGUUUUCCAGGUUAGAAUCAAUUAUGAAACCAUCUCAAGGUUGGAGUUAUUAGAAAGGAAACCUGUAAACCAUUUGGAAGAGGAAACUAAUUAAUUGAGGGCUUGAGCCCUACAUCUCUGAAUCAUUGUUGAUGUGAAACACAUAUUAGCCCUUGGUUAGAAAAAUAUAUUGGGCUUAUUCUUUAAA
This is a messenger RNA of Prunus persica (peach), 1561 nucleotides long. Its product is annotated as plastidial lipoyltransferase 2. Gene Ontology annotation, cellular component: mitochondrion. Bases 527 to 1468 code for a protein of 313 amino acids. Gene Ontology annotation, biological process: protein lipoylation. Lineage: Eukaryota; Viridiplantae; Streptophyta; Magnoliopsida; Rosales; Rosaceae. Gene Ontology annotation, molecular function: lipoyl(octanoyl) transferase activity. The transcript is spliced from 5 exons. The record is from RefSeq and is a predicted model, not a curated record.